AUGUGUCACUCAGAGGUGGGUGCACUCCGCCCCAACAACUCCAGUGCGGGAGAGGACCCUGGGACUGGGCUACAGUGGGCUGCCCUCCUCAUCGUUAUGGUGAUUAUUCCUACUAUUGGAGGAAACAUUUUAGUCAUUCUUGCUGUCUCACUUGAAAAAAAGCUGCAAAAUGCCACAAACUAUUUCCUGAUGUCUCUGGCUAUGGCAGAUCUGCUCGUUGGACUCCUUGUGAUGCCCAUCGCCUUGGUCACAGUCCUCUACAACUCCGACUGGCCUCUUCCAGAAUUUGUCUGUCCCAUCUGGCUCUUCCUGGAUGUGCUGUUUUCUACAGCAUCCAUCAUGCAUCUGUGUGCCAUCUCACUGGACAGAUACAUCGCCAUCAAGAAGCCCAUUCAACACAGCCAGUACAAGUCCAGAGCCAAGGCCUUGGUGAAGAUUGCACUGGUGUGGCUAAUAUCCAUUUGCAUUGCCAUUCCGAUACCGAUUAAGGGUCUUCAGAAUUACCCUCUUCCAAACAAUGUGACAUUCAACAGUAACCAUACGUGCCUGCUAAAGACGGACACUUUUAAAGAGUUCAUCAUGUUUGGAUCUUUGGCGGCAUUCUUCAUCCCUUUGACCAUCAUGAUGGUCAUCAAUCUACUCACAGUCCAAGUACUGCGUAAAAAGGUUCAUCUGCUCAGGUCCAGAGUGACUCAGCGACUGAGCUAUCCCAAUGUGUUUACAGUGUUUCAUAGGGAAUACCCUGGUAGUGUCACCCACUCUCAGCAAGAGCAAAUGUUAGACCUCAGGUUUCCAUGGUUACAAGAAAAGCCCAAUACAGGACCCUUACACUCAUCUGCAGGUAGAGAGAUGCCUGUCUGCAGAAUGUCCACUAUGGGCAAAAAGUCAAUGCAAAGUCUGAGCAACGAACAGCGAGCCUCUAAGGUUCUAGGCAUAGUCUUUCUCCUGUUUGUGGUCAUGUGGUGCCCAUUCUUCAUCACAAACAUCACCUCUGUGCUGUGCACCAGUUGUGACAUGAACCUGAUCGCCCGCCUCAUGGAGGUCUUUGUUUGGGUCGGCUAUGUGUCCUCAGGCAUAAACCCUUUGGUGUACACUCUGUUCAACAAAACAUUCAGGGAGGCAUUCACACGCUACAUCACAUGUCAAUACAAAAACUAUAGGCCCAAAGUACACGGCAGGCCGCCAGCGUCCUUCACCACAGAAAGAACACUAACACGGAUGUCAUUUCAGUCUUCAAUGGCUGAAAACUCAACACUGUUCAAGAAACAUGGGAUGAGGAAUGGCAUUGGAGUCAGCUACCAAAGCCCACUGAGGUGCAGACAGGCCACGAGUCAGGCAGCUGCUGCUGUGGUUUUGGACACAUUGCUUCUAACGGAAAAUGUGGACUGUAAACACGAGGAACAUGUCAGCUACGUGUAG
Molecule: messenger RNA, 1419 nt
Organism: Boleophthalmus pectinirostris (great blue-spotted mudskipper)
Lineage: Eukaryota; Metazoa; Chordata; Actinopteri; Gobiiformes; Gobiidae
Gene: htr2b
Product: 5-hydroxytryptamine (serotonin) receptor 2B, G protein-coupled
Exons: 3
Coding region: 1-1419 (472 amino acids)
Biological process (GO): vasoconstriction; chemical synaptic transmission; smooth muscle contraction
Cellular component (GO): dendrite; plasma membrane
Molecular function (GO): neurotransmitter receptor activity; G protein-coupled serotonin receptor activity
Source: RefSeq, a predicted model, not a curated record